AUGUCCGGCUCUGGAUAUGAUGCGGUAGUGGAUGUGGACGACGAGGGCGACCUCGGCCACACCGACCUCCAAGAGGAUCUCGAAUUCCACAGCUCCAACUUCAACGAGCCGUCGUCGUCAUCGCGCGGCCGCAAGGCGCCGGCAGCAGGCCUGCCCCCGCCAGCGACAUCCUCGUCGUCAUCGUCCAAGCGCUAUCUUUGGAGCAUGUCGUUUUAUGCGCAGUUCUUCGACGUCGACACAUCGGCUGUUCUGUCGCGCUGCUGGGCCGCCUUGUUCCCGCGCGCAAACUUCCUCGACGUGCUCGAGGGCAAUCCCGACUUGUACGGCCCGUUUUGGAUCGCCACGACGGUGGUGCUCAUUCUCUUCCUCGGCGGCACCAUCAGCCAGUACCUGUCAACCACGGGCAAGAGCCAGUUUGCCUACGACUUUAGACUAUUAAGCGGAGCCGCCGGCUUAAUCUACGGAUACACCUUGGUCAUCCCCGUGGCCCUGUUCCUCGCUCUACGGUACUUUGGAAGCGAGUCGGCGAACCUCCUGGAGUGCUGGGCGCUGUACGGAUAUUCAAAUCUAAUAUGGAUCCCUGUUGCCCUCAUUUCCUGGUCGCCAAUCUCUAUCCUUAACUGGGUCUUUGUUGGUGUCGGCUUCGGCCUGUCUGUGGUGUUCCUAGUACGAAACUUGUAUCCUGUUCUGAGCGCGACGGAUCGCCAGGUCAGCAAAAUCCUCUUGGUUAUUGUCAUUUUACUACAUGCCGGCCUUUCCUUGACGAUCAAGAUCCUGUUCUUUGCUCACGGAAGCCCGGUUGCGCGAUCUCCAGCGGGUGGAGAUGCCGAUAAAAAGCCAGAAUUUUAA
Molecule: messenger RNA, 849 nt
Organism: Trichoderma virens Gv29-8
Lineage: Eukaryota; Fungi; Ascomycota; Sordariomycetes; Hypocreales; Hypocreaceae
Exons: 3
Coding region: 1-849 (282 amino acids)
Biological process (GO): vesicle-mediated transport
Cellular component (GO): membrane; Golgi apparatus
Molecular function (GO): small GTPase binding
Source: RefSeq, a predicted model, not a curated record